CUAGCAGAGUGCGUAUUUUCUGCGUGUUUGAGUUGGAUAUCUUAGUUACUAAUUUCUGGGCAAAAGUAUAGAAUAGGACCAGUGGCGUACUUACGUGUUUCGUGUAGGAAUGUUGUCUCGCAUGCCACGAGGUAAACUGGAACAAAACAAUGUGUAUCAGCUGUCUGUGUUUCUGUAUUAUGUCUAAUAAGCGCAUAGUGUAAACGCAGUUAACUACUCCAGUACUCCUGUAUAUAUCUAUGUACUUCUCUCCCGCUGAUUCGAAAGACGCAUAGCAGAAAGAUGACGUGAACUGUUCCUCGGAACGUUCACGCUUUAAAUGAUGGCAGCACCAGAAAAACAUCAAAAUUCUUUCUGUGGUGCAACCUCUGUCAAACAAGAGCCAAUGGAAGCUGGCCCAUUGGCAUCUCCUGAGCUAGAGUUCGAGUACAUAUCUGUUCAAGAAGAAAACUCGGUACUUAAACAUGAAGUGGAGUCAACAAAUAGUGGCAGUGAACCAGAAAGUGCUGUUCCUGUUGCCAUGGAGAAUGACAGGAGUACUGAUGACAGCGGUGAUUUGGUUACCAACAUUUCACCAGCUGCAGGAAAAGACGGCAAUAUUCAAUGUACCAACAAGCAGGAUGCAUUCUGUGGAAGGGAAAGUGAUACAGGGUGUCUUGUGCACAAGUGUGACGUCUGCAAGAAGGUGUUUGCACAGUUGGAGGACCUGAAGAAGCAUUCACGCAUGAAGAGAUGUAAACUACUUCAUUUGUGCAGUGUGUGUCACAAGACGUUCACAAGGAGUAGUAGUUUGAAGAUGCAUUUCCAUGUGCACACAGGUGAACGCCCAUACACUUGUUCCAUUUGCAGCAAGACAUUCACAAACAGUGGCACACUAUUCCAGCAUUCACGAUUGCACACUGGCGAACGUCCGUACGUGUGUGAGAUUUGCAACAAGACAUUCACACAAAUCUCUCACCUGAAGCAGCAUGCAGCUGUGCACACCAUUGAACACUCAUACACCUGUGAUAUUUGCAACAAGACGUUCACAAGAAGUAGUCAUCUUAAGCUGCAUUUGCAGUUGCACACUGGUGAACGUCCAUACAUCUGUCUCAUUUGCAACAAGACAUUCACACAAAGUAAUCACCUCAAACAGCAUUCACAGGUGCACUCCGGUGAAUCUGCAUAUAGCUGUGGCAUUUGCGACAAGACGUUCACACAAAAUAGUCACCUUAAUCGGCAUUUGAAGCUGCACACUGGUGAACGCCCAUAUAUCUGUGGCGUUUGCAGCAAGACAUUCACACAAAGUUAUCAUCUGAAGCGGCACUCACAGAUGCACACUCACAAGGUACCCUAAAGUUAUCGUAUGUAUCCUAAGAGAUUCAGGAGCAUCAGAAACUUGAAGGAACACUCAUGGCAGUCUCAUCUAAGGACACCUUAAACACUUCAGUUUUCAGACUAAGGAACGCUCAUAUAAUUUUGAUGCAAUUCCAUAGAGAUAUGCACUGCACCCUAAACUGGAGAAAAAUGCAAAGGACAUGUCAAAACCAUCUGAAAAAUACAUUUGUAACUGCACAAUAGUGAAUACUGUUGAUAAUACCAUUAUAUCAUAAGAAACUGAAUACCUGAAACUUCAUAAAAAAAACCUGUAUGGUAUCUCACAUAUACUGUAAUUCAUGUCUGUCGGUCUAUAGGUUCAUGAUUGGUAGUGAUAAAGUUUUCAUUAUCACAUGUAAAAUAUAGUGUUCCAUAAUUAA
Schistocerca serialis cubense is the source of this 1736-nucleotide messenger RNA. RefSeq names its product zinc finger protein 239-like. Lineage: Eukaryota; Metazoa; Arthropoda; Insecta; Orthoptera; Acrididae. Gene Ontology annotation, biological process: regulation of transcription by RNA polymerase II. The transcript has 5 exons. Bases 320 to 1336 code for a protein of 338 amino acids. The record is from RefSeq and is a predicted model, not a curated record. Gene Ontology annotation, molecular function: DNA-binding transcription factor activity; RNA polymerase II cis-regulatory region sequence-specific DNA binding.